AUGGCCUUCCCAAAAGCCCCAAAACGCUGCCGUAAUUUCCACUCAAAUGGCGAACCCAAGGACCCUCCAUGUCCACGGCAACGUAGUUGCAGAUUUCUGCACCCAGACGAUCCGGAUUGGGGCUUAUACUCCUCCGCCUCCGGACACGCUUCUCCCCGGAGGUCAUCUUUCAGUUCAAGACACGACCCGCCUAACAUGCGCUACGGUGCCCGUUCACCGUCGCCUCCUCGUCGGCGUAGGUCGAAGGAGGGACGAGAUCAUUGGCGGGAGCGGGAGCGGGAGCGAGACAGAGAGCCAAGGCCUUAUGAGAACGGGUCAAAGAGGUCAGAUUCGCGGGAUGAGGGCAGUCGGCGGUCCUCCAUUUCGGUCAAUGCACCCACGCCGAACAAUUCACAGAGAGGGACAGGGACCCAGAACCCUACACAACCGAGGCUAUCAUCCCCACCCGCUAUGCCUGCUCUUCCCCCCCCUCCACCAGAUAUGCCGGUCGCGUCAACAAGCCAUAGAAAGCCUAUUGAGAAGGCACCGUCGAUGGACGAGAAAGUGAAUGUAUGGAGUGAGCGGAUUAGUCUUGUCACCACAGCGGUCCGCCUUCAAGCUGAAAUAGCAAAGAUUGCUGACGAGGAGCGGUCCAUGCGCCAGACAAUGAACACCACCCAUUUUGAAACGUUGCCCGAGAGGGACAGAACUGCUCACAUGGAUCGCCUCGCUGCGUUGGCCAGGCGGAAGCAAGAGGUAGAACGAAAGGUGCAAGAAGAGGUUGAGAAGCUUGCUCGCAGUGAUACAUGGCCUGUACAGCAACCGCAACCACAAGCCCGGACGUCUCCCCAAGAUGUGUCCAAGUACAUUGAUGAACUAAAAGGCACAGCUGCUGAAAUUCAUGCUCUACUCUCCGAUAUGUCUUCAGGGAUCUCCGGCCGACAACCCCGGCCUGCACCUCUGCAACCUCGAAAUGGAGUGGACACUAACGGUGGCCCGCCAGCGAAGCGUCGGCGACUGUCAGAUGCUGACGAAGAACGUAUCGACCAUUCAGGGACAGCGUCAUCUCCGCGCCUCUCAUCCUCGCCUUCCUCCGCUACUCUCAACUCUCUCUCAGAACGUCUCGCCAACAUUGAGGACCGCCUCGUCGCGUUCGAGAACGACAUGUCGACCCUCACGAAUGAUGUAGACAAUGAUCUCGGCGCGCGUUUGGAGUAUCGGCUAGACGAACUACUUAGUCAGAAGAUGGUGGACGACGUGGGCGAGAAGUUGGAUGGUGUAGAACAGAAAUUGGACCUGGCCGCUAGGGACUUGGAAGAGUUCAAGGAACACGUAGCGGAACUGGAUUCGGGGGCAGACGACGUUGCUAAUGGUAUAACAGAUUUGGCGCAGACGCUACACCAACUAGUGGAGCAGAGACUCAUCAAGGCGGAGGAAUUCCAGAGCAAUCAGCAUGCUCAGAUACAAGCCAUACAGGCAGCUCUUGCCGCACAUAUGUCACAACCACCACCGCAGAAUCUCCCUCCAGUACCCACCUACCCUCUGAAUUCUGAAGUAAUCAUCGAGUCACUCGAAGGGUUGUUAGAGGAUAGCAUCAGACGGAAGGUGCUCCCCUCAUUACAGAAAAUGCAGACGACGGUAGAAGGGGCGGUGAAGCAGAGGAACGAGGAAUUGCAGCAGGUAUUUGGGAAGAGAUUUGAGCUUUUGAGGAUGGGGAUAGGACAGUUAGAGAAGAAGAUCUUGCAGUCGUGA
Pleurotus ostreatus (oyster mushroom) is the source of this 1731-nucleotide messenger RNA. RefSeq lists its product as uncharacterized. Gene Ontology annotation, molecular function: metal ion binding. The record is from RefSeq and is a predicted model, not a curated record. NCBI's taxonomy places the organism in Eukaryota, Fungi, Basidiomycota, Agaricomycetes, Agaricales, Pleurotaceae. The coding region runs from base 1 to 1731 and encodes 576 amino acids. The transcript has 4 exons.